Molecule: messenger RNA, 633 nt
Organism: Frankliniella occidentalis (western flower thrips)
Lineage: Eukaryota; Metazoa; Arthropoda; Insecta; Thysanoptera; Thripidae
Product: trypsin beta-like
Biological process (GO): proteolysis
Molecular function (GO): serine-type endopeptidase activity
Source: RefSeq, a predicted model, not a curated record
CAAGCAGUGGGUGCUGACGGCCGCCCACUGCAUCUACGGGAUCGAUGACCCCACGAUCUACGGGGUCCGCUACGCUACGGACGUCAAGGAGCAGGGCGGCACGCUCGUCGGGGUCAGGUGGCUGGCCCUCCACGACCAGUACGUCAACGAGCGGCGGCAGCACGACGUGGCCGUCGUCCAGGUCGACGACGACAUCGUGUUCUCGGCCAAGGCGCAGCCCGUCCGCAUGACCGUCGUCGGCACCCUGCCCAAGUCGACCGACACGCUCUCCGUGUCCGGCUGGGGCACCGACAGCUACUACGACUGGGACGGGCCCUCUGACCUGCGGGCAGUGAGUCUGCCCUACGUGCCCAGGUCCACCUGCAGGAUCUCGUACGAAGACCGAGGCAGGCUCAUCGACGACUCCAUGAUCUGCGCGGGGAUGAGCGGCAAGGACUCGUGCUGGGGUGACGUCGGCGGCCCGCUCGUCAACGGGUUGGGCGUCCAGGUGGGCGUCGUCUCCUGGGGGGUGGGCUGCGGCUCCGGCGGGUACGCGGGCGUCUACGCGGACCUCGGCAGCGCCGUCAACCGGGCCUGGAUACAGAACAAGACGGGCAUCGCAUAGAGAAGAAACUUUUCACCAACUAUGAAACG